Molecule: messenger RNA, 3354 nt
Organism: Rhopilema esculentum
Lineage: Eukaryota; Metazoa; Cnidaria; Scyphozoa; Rhizostomeae; Rhizostomatidae
Product: glutathione hydrolase 1 proenzyme
Biological process (GO): glutathione catabolic process
Cellular component (GO): plasma membrane
Molecular function (GO): glutathione gamma-glutamate hydrolase
Source: RefSeq, a predicted model, not a curated record
GUUUGGUCAAUUAUAGAUGGCUCAUGUACAGCAAGAAGACGAUUAAGGGAUUUAUCAGAAUUACCCAUAGAUUGUGGGAAUCGUUGAUCGAGAGCUAAAACGUCGACGAAAAGCGGAGUUCUUUGUAAAACUGAUCUCUUCAUACUUGUUUAGCCAAUUGUUAACUCGAUGCUUAUCUAUUUUGCCAUCAUGUCAAGAUUUUUCUUAAUAUUUGCACGUUGCCUUGAUAACAGAAAGGGUGCAUGAGCAAUCUUUGUUCAGUGCUAACCAAUGUUAUCAGGGGGUUUCAAAAAGGAGCAAAUUCAUAAAACGACAUUUCCUUGACUGUUGAGAUCAGCAAACGUCUCUAUGUUGAGAUUUUCAAGGGUGUGCCAGUGUGGUGGACAAGUGAUUGUAAGAACAAAGUCAGUUUAUUUAUAAGCUAGAUAUGAAGAAAAUCUUCGUUGUUGGUGCUGUUGUUGUGAUAGCAGUUAUAGUCAUUGCUGUUACUCUUGGUGUCGUGCUUUCGAAAAAGGACGAUGACGAAAAGGUCAAAGUCAGCCAUCCUGACAACGAGGCCUACAAAUACUCGAAAGCGGCUGUUGCCACGGAUUCUGAAAUUUGUUCCCAGGUUGGCAGUGAUAUUCUAAAGAAAAAGGGCAGUGCUGUGGACUCCGCCGUUGCUUCCCUGUUUUGCACUGGCGUUGUAAACCUUCAUUCGACUGGUCUAGGUGGAGGUGGCUUUUUAGUUUACUACAACAGGCAGAGCAAAACAUCAGAAGUUUAUAACUUUAGGGAGACGGCACCUGCAGCCUCUUCAGAAAGAAUGUUUCUACAGAAAAAUAUGUCAUCCACUACCGGUGGGACAGCUGUUGCUGUGCCUGGCGAGGUUAAGGGCCUUUAUGAACUUUGGACAAAAUACGGCAAGCUGAAGUGGGCGGAACUGAUUGACCCGUCAAUUAAGCUUGCAAGAGACGGCUUUCCACUCCCUGUUCCUGUAUUCGAGUCAAUGAAAGCAUCAGAAAGCAAGAUAAGAAACGAUCCUGGCCUGAGUAAAAUUCUCCUUGUUAAUGGUAAGUUCAAGAACAUUGGGGAUGAGUUGAAGAACCCCGAACUUGCUGCUACUCUAGAGAAAAUCAAGAACAACCCUCAUGAUUUCUAUAAUGGAUCUUUAGCUAAAGAUGUUGUGCAAGAAGUCGCUGCUAAGAACGGUAUCAUUACUGAAGCAGAUUUGAAGAGUUAUAAAGUUAGCGUUAAGAGCACAAUUUCUUUCGAUUUUGAUAAUAUGAAAAUGCAUACAAUGCCAGCUCCCGGAAGCGGUGCUGUCCUUGCAAUGGUAAUCAACAUCAUGCAUGGUUUCAAUAUCAGUGCCAAAGAUCUUGAAGACACAGCCAAAGCUGUCCAGGUGUACCAUAAAAUAGUGGAGUCGUUCAAAUGGAGCUACGCUAGAAGGGCUCUUCUUGGUGACCCAGACUUUGUCCCAGCUGAAAACAUCACACGUGCCUACAACCAAAUGCUCAACAGCACAAUUGGGUACCUCAUAAGAACGAACAAAAUCAAAUCAGAUCGAACCUUCAAUUCAAGUUACUAUGGAGGCUAUUAUGGAAAAGACGACUUUGGUACUUCACACGUAUCCAUAUUGGCAGAGAAUGGUGACGCUGUUUCGGCAACUGGAACGAUAAACUACCUAUUUGGCGGUGGCUACCGUGGCUUGAAGACUGGGAUCAUUUACAACAACGAGAUGGACGAUUUUUCGACUCCAGGAAAAGCCAAUUUGUACGGCUACCCACCAACUGCAGCAAAUUACAUUAGGCCAGGAAAAAGGCCACUUUCUUCGAUGUGCCCUGCAAUCAUUACCGAUAAAAAUGGCGACGUGAAGAUGGUGGCUGGUGCGUCAGGCGGGUCCAGAAUCAUCACAGGAACUGCGCAGGUCAUUAUGAGCAAGCUGCUGUUCGGCGUAAAACUUGGUCCCGCCGUAGCGGACCCAAGACUCCAUCAUCAGUUGGUGCCUAAUAACAUCUUUCUGAAUUCGAAUGAGAAGUACAAACUUGCAAAGGGCAUUGUUGAUGGCCUCAAAAAACUUGGGCAUAAGGUGGAAGAAAAGGGCUCGAAGUCAGUUGUGCAGGCAAUUUAUAGGGAAGAUGCAUCUACUAUAUAUGCAAUGUCAGAUCCACGGAAGAAGGGGGUACCCGCUGGAUACUGACGUAAGCAACCUUAAUAUUUGGCUUAGUUUAUAAAAGAGCUAGAUCUUUCUGUUUAUUAAGAGUGAACUUGUAACCAAGAUAUAUUCACUAUUUUGCAAGGCAUCCGCCUAUCCGAAAAUCCAAUCAAAUUUUCCCCCACAUUCUCUAUAUUUGUUAGCACUUACAUUUUUAUAAGAAAUGCAUUUUUCUAAAUAUUUCCUUAAGUUUCUUCGAUAUUUUUUUCUAGUAAUCGAAACAGCUUCUGCUUUUCUUAGUGUUUCUAUGAUAAUUUAUGUUUGUUAGUGUAAAGGGUCUGGAAUAUUUGCUUCCAAUUAAAGUGCUCCCUCAUUAUAAAACCAAUAAUUCUAAGAAACGCCAAUAAACAAUUUAAGCCUAGCCUGACCGUAGUCAGCCUCACAUAAACUGUAGUCAGCUUCAUAUUAGUCUAUUUUACCGAUAUGGAUAUGCAUCUCAUUCUAAGCUAUGUUAGUUGACCCAGUUUUUGCCUCAAUUCACCCUGCAUGAAUCGCCCUACUUUCAGGGUAUGUUCACGCUCGUACUGCAAUACCACUUUAUAGUCAUAGUCAAACUUAAGCUUUAUUUUUGCGGCAGGCGGGGAUUUGCUCCAAUAUUUCUAUUUGCGUAAAAUGGGGACGCCAGCCUAAACUCACUAAACUCAAUAUCUGGCUUAGAAACAGAAUUAUUUAGUCGAAGCUCUUUAAAAAUCCCUCUCAUUAACUAUGAAUUUGAGUCAACCAGUUACUUAGCAAGGGGUAGCAUGCCAUGCCAUUCUCCUUACGUAACACUACUGCCAGCCCUUGAAAGAUAUAUUGUCAUAUAUUCAUGCUUUUAUUACCUAUAUCUUAUACUUUUAUAAUUGAUCGUCGUAACCUUUAGUGUACAGAAUCGCCAAGACUUUGUAUUACUUCAUAUUUGAACAUUUUGCUAUUUGCAGAUAUGAUCAAGAACUAAUAAAUGUUGAAUCGAGCGGUAAAUACAAUCAUUGUCAGCACAGAGCAGGUUCUCUAUGGCCCUCGUUUGACUAGCUUUGUUUUGUAAUAGGUGUAGCCAAAUACAACACACAUACAUAUGCAGCUUAUCAGAGGUUACUGCACAAGUAUAUUGUAAUAAAGAUGUACAAACAUUUUUGUAUCUUGGAACAGCUUUUGUAUUAAAUCUAUUUCACUUGAAA